AUGGCGCGAUGCCCCAUCGUCGCGAUCGCGUAUCCGCGCGUCGACGCGAUCGUCGCGCGGAUACACGCGCGCGCGCGAAUCGCGAACGAGAUGCGCACGAUGGCGAUGCGAGGGAUGAAGAUGGCGGCCAAGGCGCCGACGACGGGACGACGGGCGCGGAGGACGCGCGCGGACGCGCGGACGCCGGCGCGAUUCGUCGCCGCGCGCGUGAACGCGGAUGAUCUCACGGACGCGGCGAGGGAUAAGUUCGAUGAAGUCACGACGACUCUGAGUGAGUACUGGGAAGAUUCGGAUGAAAAGCCGGCGUUGGUGACGCUCGGCGUGUACGGCAUCGUCGGGCUCGUCGCGGCGAACGGCACGCUUCGCGCCGUGGACGGUCUCCCGCUCAUUCCGGACUUUCUCGAGCUCGUCGGCAUCCUCUUCUCUGGUUUCUUCGUGUACCAGAACUUGCUCUACAAGCCGGACCGCGCGGCGCUUCGCGAGACGAUCUCUAAGAUCUACAACAAGAUCCUUUAG
This is a messenger RNA of Ostreococcus tauri, 516 nucleotides long. Its product is annotated as Cyanobacterial aminoacyl-tRNA synthetase, CAAD domain. The transcript is spliced from 2 exons. The record is from RefSeq and is a predicted model, not a curated record. The coding region runs from base 1 to 516 and encodes 171 amino acids. Lineage: Eukaryota; Viridiplantae; Chlorophyta; Mamiellophyceae; Mamiellales; Bathycoccaceae. Gene Ontology annotation, cellular component: thylakoid; chloroplast thylakoid membrane.